This is a messenger RNA of Puntigrus tetrazona (Sumatra barb), 2512 nucleotides long. It is a transcript of the gene vps33b, whose product is annotated as VPS33B late endosome and lysosome associated. The coding region runs from base 184 to 2010 and encodes 608 amino acids. The transcript has 24 exons. Gene Ontology annotation, biological process: vesicle-mediated transport; intracellular protein transport. Gene Ontology annotation, cellular component: CORVET complex; lysosome. The record is from RefSeq and is a predicted model, not a curated record. NCBI's taxonomy places the organism in Eukaryota, Metazoa, Chordata, Actinopteri, Cypriniformes, Cyprinidae.
GGAGAUAUGUCCGUACGUUUUAAAACUUUUGAUGUCACAUUGGUACCGAAACAACGGUAGAAACAAAUGAACCACUGAAUUGUUUUGCCGUUCAAAAGAACCGAUUUGUGGAAAUGAAUCUGUCAGACAGACUUCCGGAAAAAGGUGGACGAGGUGUAUAAAACAGCGGUAGGAUCUCUCCACAUGGCUCACACAGAGAGGAGAGAUGCUCCAGGGCUGCCUGAUUUCUCCCUGCUCAAAAGACUGGCCAGAGACCAGCUCAUCUUCCUGCUGGAACAGUUGCCAGGGAAGAAGGAUUUAUUUAUUGAUGCGGAUUUGAUGAGCCCUCUUGACCGAAUAGCAAAUGUCACAAUCUUGAAGCAACAUGAAGUAGACAAACUGUACAAAGUUGAGCUCAAGCCAAUUGUCAGCAGUUCAGACCAGCUGUGCUUCCUGAUACGUCCCAGAAUACAAACUGUGAAGUGGAUUUCAGAUUUGGUUAAUUCAGACAAAGUCGCUGGACGAUUCAGAAGAUAUAAGAUCAUAUUUACCCCCCAAAAGUUUUAUGCAUGUGAGACAGUUUUGGAAGAGCAGGGAGUCUAUGGAGACGUUACAAUCGAUGAGUGGAAUUUCUACAUUCUUCCUCUGGAUGACGACAUCCUGAGUUUAGAGCUGCCUGAAUUCUUCAGAGAUAACUUCCUGGAGGGAGACCAGCGCUGGGUGACCACAGCAGGAAGUGCGCUACAUCUUUUACAGUCUGUCUAUGGUUCCUUCUCAAAGGUGUAUGGGAUCGGUCGAUGUGCCAAGAUGGUGUAUGAAUCCUGGAGGGAGCUAAUGGAGGAAGGGGAACAGAGAACAAGACAGCCUGAAUUUGCAAAAGUAUUUCUUAUUGACAGAGAUGUGGACUUCGUUACUCCACUCUGCUCUCAAGUUGUUUAUGAGGGACUGGUAGAUGAUAUUUUCAGAAUAAAAUGUGGCAGUGUGGAGUUUGGGCCUGAUGUCACUUCCUCUGACAAGAGCAUCAAAGUGAUGCUUAACUCUCAAGACAAAGUGUUCGACGAAAUAAGGAACGAGCAUUUCUCCAAUGUGUUUGGCUUUUUAAGUCAGAAGGCCAAGAAUCUUCAAACAGCGUACGAUAAACGGCGUGGGAUGGACAUCCAGCAGAUGAAGGCAUUUGUUGCAGAUGAGCUGAAAGGACUGAAACAGGAACAUCGGCUUCUCAGCCUUCAUAUUGGUGCAAGCGAAUCCAUGAUGAAGAAGAAAACCAAGCAAGAUUUCCAGGAGUUGUUGAAGACUGAACAUUCAUUACUUGAAGGCUUCGAGAUCCGUGAAUGUAUCGCCUACAUUGAAGAACAUAUCAACAGACAGGUGUCAAUGAUUGACAGUCUUAGACUCCUUUGCCUGUUGUCCAUCACAGAAAAUGGUCUUUUGUCCAAAGAUUAUAAAUCUCUUAAAGCUCAGUACCUUCAGAGUUAUGGUAUAGAUCACCUGCUGACAUUUGCAAACCUGAGGCAGCUGGGUUUGCUGGAAGAACAGCAAGCUGGAGAAACACUGACAGUCAUGGAGAGUAAAGUGGGGAAACUUGUCACUGACAAGACUGUAGGGAAGCUGACAGAUGCCUUUUCCUCACUGGCAAAGAAGAGCAAUUUUCGAGCUCUGAGUAAAAGACUAGCUCUGGUGCCGAAGUCUGGUGAGGAAUAUGAUCUUCGUGUUCCUCGAGACAUGGCUUAUGUUUUUAGCGGCGCUUAUAUUCCUCUGAGCUGCAAACUGAUCGAACAGGUGUUGGAGAGAGAUGGUUGGACAGGUCUGGAGGAGGUCACACGCAUGCUCAACGGACAGGAUUUUGCUGUAACAGGGGGCAACAAAACUGAUUCUCAAAGGAUUGUUCUGGUGAUGUUUCUUGGUGGCUGCACUUACUCUGAGAUCUCCGCUCUCCGGUUCCUUGGCAAGGAAAGAGGUUGCAGAUUCAUAGUGGUCACUACAGCUAUCACAAACAGCGCACGGCUUCUGGAAGCAUUACUGGAUAACUGAGAAAACAUCCCACAGGAGGACACUUUAUGAUCAUUUCCAGGAGAGUCUGUAUCAUCUGUAUCAUCCAAAAACAAAUGUGCCGUUAGAGGGGAUGGAAAAUGUGACAAGUUUGGCCAAAAAGGAAAAAAUCUGCCAUCUUUUACCCACUCUGAUGUGUUUCAAAGCUGCAUGACUUUCUUUCUUUUGAGGAAUGUUAGGUGACCGUUGACCACUAUUGCACGGGGAGAUGAAACACUGAAAUGUUUCUCAAAAUAUUACAUUUUUUCAAAGAAGAAAGGAAGUCGAUCACGUCUGGAAGGACAUGAGGGUGAGUAAAUUAGGACAGGAUUGUAAUUUUUAGGUGAGCCGUCUUUAAUUGUGUGAACAGGUGUCGUCCGAAAUUGUGAAUUAAGAAAUUGGAUUCGAAGCUGCACUUUAUAAAAAUAUUUUACACAGUUUGUUCAAAGUUUUUCAUGCAUGUAAUUGAUUUAAAUGACUAAUCAAUAAAAGACUCACUGGUAGA